AUGUCGGUCAAGUUCGAGCGGGACACGUUCAAGCAGACGGCGCAGAACGCCAUGUCGAGCGCCGUCCCCGAGAAUGGUCGCAUUCCCGGCACCAGCGGCAAGCACCCCGUCGCUGAGAAGGUCGGCACCGCCCUCACCGGCGGCAUCCAGAAUGCCGGCACCAAGGGCUACCUGGCGGCCUACAUUAAGCAGCUCGAGUCGAAUCCUCUGCGCACAAAGAUGCUCACGGCCGGCUCCCUCGCCGGUGCCCAGGAGCUCCUCGCCUCGUGGCUCGCCAAGGACCGCAACAAGCACGGCCACUACUUCACGUCGCGCGUUCCCAAGAUGGCCGCUUACGGCGCCCUCGUUAGCGCUCCCAUCGGCCACGUCCUCAUCUGGGCCCUACAGAAGGUCUUCAAGGGUCGCACCAGUCUCAAGGCCAAGAUUCUGCAGAUUCUUGCCAGCAACCUGAUUAUUGCGCCCAUCCAAAACAGCAUCUACCUCGUCGCCAUGGCCCUCAUCGCCGGCGCGCGCACGUACCACCAGGUCCGCGCCACCGUCAAGGUCGGCUUCUGGAGAGUCAUGAAGGUUUCGUGGCUCACCUCCCCCAUCUGCCUGGCCUUUGCCCAGAAGUUCCUCCCCGACCAGCUCUGGGUGCCCUUCUUCAACAUUGUCGGUUUCAUCAUCGGCACCUACAUCAACACCACCACCAAGAAGAAGCGCCUCGCAGCCCUGCGCCGCAAGCACUUCGGCGACGGCCGCCCCAGCAACAUGGGUGGCCGACCCGAGGACUACCCCCCGCCCCCCAUGGGCUCCAACCCCCCGUACUAG
Molecule: messenger RNA, 810 nt
Organism: Purpureocillium lilacinum
Lineage: Eukaryota; Fungi; Ascomycota; Sordariomycetes; Hypocreales; Ophiocordycipitaceae
Cellular component (GO): membrane; cytoplasm
Source: RefSeq, a predicted model, not a curated record